GUUAUUUUAGGAGGAAGCGUCACGGGUGGUCUGGGCCGAUGGAGCGUAUUUAACCCGCCUGGGAGCCUGAACAGCCACAUCAAACCCACAGGCUUCGACUCGAGCCUUAUGUUCAGGCGUUGAUAAAUAUCAGAGGAGGUUUCUAAGAUGCCAAACUGGGGCGGAGGCACCAAGUGUGGCGCCUGUGAGAAAACGGUUUACCACGCCGAGGAGAUCCAGUGCAACAGCAGGAGUUUCCACAAAACCUGCUUCAUCUGCAUGAGCUGCAGAAAAGGUCUGGACAGCACCACAGUUGCAGCACACGAGUCUGAGAUUUACUGCAAGUCGUGCUACGGGAAGAAAUACGGGCCAAAAGGCUACGGAUAUGGACAAGGAGCUGGAGCGCUGAGCUCUGAUCCUGUGGGACAGGAUGGAGAACCGCAGCUGCAAAACUCUAAACCUCGACAAGCCUCUCCCAACCCCAACGCCAGCAAGUUCUCGCAGAAGUUCGGUGGCUCGGACCGCUGCCCCCGCUGCUCCAAAGCGGUGUACGCAGCUGAGAAGGUGAUGGGAGCAGGAAAGGCCUGGCAUAAAACCUGUUUCCGCUGCGCUCUGUGUGGUAAAAGCCUGGAGUCGACCACAGUGACCGAUAAGGACGGAGAGCUGUACUGUAAAGUUUGCUACGCCAAAAACUUCGGCCCAAAAGGAUUUGGUCUGGGAAACGAGGCCAUGUUGGAGGAACGAGAAUAAACCGGCGGUUCUGCUGAAGCUCAAACCCGAUCACAGCGUCUCAAAACUGGAAGAUGGAGGAGCACAAACCAAAUCCUCAGCAACAUUCAGAAGAUUAUGGGGAAAAAUGUGUACAACACUAAAUAAAAGCAUUUUGUUACAUUGAAA
This is a messenger RNA of Poecilia reticulata (guppy), 876 nucleotides long. RefSeq names its product cysteine and glycine-rich protein 3 (cardiac LIM protein) (gene csrp3). Gene Ontology annotation, molecular function: structural constituent of muscle; actinin binding. Gene Ontology annotation, cellular component: cytoplasm; Z disc; nucleus. Lineage: Eukaryota; Metazoa; Chordata; Actinopteri; Cyprinodontiformes; Poeciliidae. The record is from RefSeq and is a predicted model, not a curated record. Gene Ontology annotation, biological process: sarcomere organization; muscle tissue development; cardiac muscle contraction.